AUGGAGAGCGAAAAUACUUCAGAUCAUACCUACGGGGAACCAAGGGUCCUCCGUCGCUACAACGUCUCGCGGUCCUGUAUCCGCUGCCAUCAGCGCAAGGUGCGCUGCGAUAAGUCGCACCCAUGUACUACAUGCGCGCGGUCCAAUGUGACCUGCCGCUACCCGGGAUCAGAGAAGACCAAGCGCCGAGCUCCGAAUCGGUGCCGCCGAUUCCAUAGCAGUGGUCGCUCCAACUGGGUUUUGAACGGUCUGACUAUAUACGCGGCUCAGUCAAUCGGGCUCCAUCGCGACGGAAGCAAUUUCCGUCUUCCGAUUCUGGAAUGUGAGCUGCGACGUCGCCUGUGGUGGCAUAUUAUCACCGCCGAUAAGCGAGUGGCCGAAGACCACGGGCUCGUCGGGGGGUCUGAGACCAUCUCUAAUACGAAGCUGCCAUUGAACGUCGACGACAGCGAUCUUAAUCCGCAGAUGAAGACCGCGCCGCCUCCGAAAGAAACAUGGACGGAGAUGACUAUGUUCUUGAUCACCGCAGAGGCGAGUAAGGUAUUUGCGCGCAUCAAUCGGGUUUCGUUACAAUCACAACGUGGUAGAGAUGUGCAUGAUGAGUCCCGGAAGCUCGUGGCCGAUUUGGACGCUCGCUUGAGCAAAACAUAUCUGAAAUAUUGCGAUCAGAACGUUCCAGUCCAGAAAGCUACGUUUCUGUUGGGCCGGUUACUCCUAUCGAAGGCCAGGGCUAUGGUACACAUCCACUCGCUCAAUGGUCUGAGUGCGGAGCAAUCUGCAAAGCACAUUAACGAGGAGACUCUAUCCUAUGCAUGCGAGGGCCUCGAAUGUGGAUCGGAGAUGCUCACGGACGAAGUUCUGAAAAGCUACAGUUGGCUGUCUUCAACCUACACUCCGUACCAUUUGCUCACAGCGCGAUGCAGGCUGGCGGGAGUCUGA
Aspergillus pseudonomiae is the source of this 939-nucleotide messenger RNA. RefSeq lists its product as uncharacterized. Gene Ontology annotation, biological process: regulation of DNA-templated transcription; DNA-templated transcription. Lineage: Eukaryota; Fungi; Ascomycota; Eurotiomycetes; Eurotiales; Aspergillaceae. Gene Ontology annotation, molecular function: DNA-binding transcription factor activity, RNA polymerase II-specific; zinc ion binding; DNA binding. The record is from RefSeq and is a predicted model, not a curated record. The transcript is spliced from 3 exons. Bases 1 to 939 code for a protein of 312 amino acids.